CACCGGGCUUGUAGCUCAGUGGUAGAGCGCUCGCUUCGCAUGCGAGAGGUCGUGGGUUCAAUUCCCACCAAGUCCAUUUUUUUAUCCCUGUCCCGGCCCUGUCCCGGCCCUGUCCUGUCUUGUCUCUUCCCUGUCUCUUCCCCUUCUUCUCAUCCCUGCUUCUUUCUUUCUUUUUCACUCUUCUUUCAUUCUCUACUUCUUUUCUUUCUCUCACACACUCUAUUAUAUAAGUGUCUAUCUAGUAGCUAAUGAUAAUAAAUAAUAAGCUGCUACUAAUCUGAAUAAACCUACUUUUUAAAUUAUAAAAUAGCUAAACUCUAGUUCACUU
Molecule: messenger RNA, 328 nt
Organism: Penicilliopsis zonata CBS 506.65
Lineage: Eukaryota; Fungi; Ascomycota; Eurotiomycetes; Eurotiales; Aspergillaceae
Exons: 1
Coding region: 40-249 (69 amino acids)
Source: RefSeq, a predicted model, not a curated record